AUGCCGAUGAGCAAAUUGAUGGAGAAGAGGAGAGGGAGGGAGAUGGUGAAGGUAUGGACACCAUUUGUGUCGUCGGACAACCUUCUGAUAUCGAUCAUUAGUGGCAUAGGAGUAGUGAUUGAAUUCACGUACGUUUCAAUCUUCAUCACAUACGGACCAAAGAAGGAGAGGGCGAAGAUCAUCGGACUCUGUGCCCUUGCUCUGAUUCUUUUCAUAACAUUUGCCUUUGUCUCCCUCUUCGCCCUGCAUGGGAAGACCCGGAAACUCUUAUGUGGCAUCACGCUCGACAUUUCCUCUACUAUCAUGUAUGCUUCACCUUUAUCAGUCAUGAUGUCGGUAAUCAAGAUGAAGAGCGUGGAGUUCAUGCCAUUUUCGUUAUCGUUGUUCACCUUCUUAUGUGGCAUUUUCUGGCUCACAUACGGCCUUCUUAGUAGGGACCUGUUUCUCAUCGUGCCUAAUGGAUUGGGGACUGGACUUGGGACUGCCCAACUGAUCUUGUAUGCAAUGACUGCAAGAACCGGAGUUAUAUGA
Messenger RNA from Eucalyptus grandis, 531 nucleotides. Its product is annotated as bidirectional sugar transporter SWEET1-like. The record is from RefSeq and is a predicted model, not a curated record. The transcript has 4 exons. NCBI's taxonomy places the organism in Eukaryota, Viridiplantae, Streptophyta, Magnoliopsida, Myrtales, Myrtaceae. Gene Ontology annotation, cellular component: membrane. Gene Ontology annotation, biological process: carbohydrate transport. Gene Ontology annotation, molecular function: sugar transmembrane transporter activity. Bases 1 to 531 code for a protein of 176 amino acids.